Messenger RNA from Oncorhynchus tshawytscha (Chinook salmon), 691 nucleotides. RefSeq names its product heat shock factor-binding protein 1. Gene Ontology annotation, molecular function: transcription corepressor activity. The coding region runs from base 223 to 429 and encodes 68 amino acids. Gene Ontology annotation, biological process: cellular heat acclimation. The transcript has 4 exons. NCBI's taxonomy places the organism in Eukaryota, Metazoa, Chordata, Actinopteri, Salmoniformes, Salmonidae. Gene Ontology annotation, cellular component: cytosol; nucleus. The record is from RefSeq and is a predicted model, not a curated record.
UAACUAGGUGUCAAUGAGGGAAACGCCUACAGCUCAAAGCUAGAACAUCUCGGGAAAAGUCAGAAAAUUCAGCAACAGAAACUAAUUGGAGUUUUAAACUAUACAAACAGUAGCAGGCAUGUCGUGAAACAUUGAAACUGUUGCCAAGAACGACCCGCAGCGUCAGGGACGCACAGCUUCAAAGACAAAUCCCAUUGAUUUAGAAACGACAGCUGAGUCAGGAUGACGGAAUCCAACUCAAAAGCUGCAAAAGAAUUGACAGAAAUUAUGGAAGCGACUAUGCAGAAUCUUCACAGUAAAUUUCAAAGCAUGUCUGACCAGAUUGUUUCAAAAAUGGAUGACAUGGGGACUCGAAUUGAUGACCUGGAGAAGAAUGUUGCCGACCUCAUGACCCAGGCUGGUAUGGAUGAGCAGCAGACUCCUAAGUGACCAAGCCAUCAGGUUAACACAUAUCAGAUCAGCUAACUUCACUUGAUUUCUGAGGUUCCACUAAAGACAGAUGUGGCAUGACAAAAGGCCACACAUAGGCAGGUUAUUACUGAUCUAUUGUUAUGUAACAGCCUAUGGCAUUUGCUUUCUCAUUUAACGGAAUGUCAUUUGUGGGGGAUUUUACCAUGUAAACACAAUACAUAGUUUUUUUCUAUAAUACAACACAAUGUUUAUUCAACUGUUCAUAAACAAUACGAUCGGG